Molecule: messenger RNA, 500 nt
Organism: Racocetra persica
Lineage: Eukaryota; Fungi; Glomeromycota; Glomeromycetes; Diversisporales; Gigasporaceae
Source: the annotation of a GenBank genome assembly
AUGGAAUUCGAACGUACUAGCCAACUUAUUCAACAGUUAGAAACCAUUGAUCCUUUAAAAAAUGUAGACAAUUUUGUUCAUUUGUUAAAGCAAAUUACAACGGAAGCUCAGGCUAGUUCAAAAUUUCGAGAAAUUCUUGGACAGAACCCAAAAUUUUGGGUAAUUAUAACAAAAACAUGCUCAUUAGCUAUAGAAAAGUUAAUUAUUGGCGAGAUUAUUGUCAUUCCCAUUAUAUUAUGGCUUGUUCGUACGUUCAGAAACAUAGUAGCAACUGCUACUGAAAAUCAAAACAAAGCCUUAGAGCAAGAGUGGAAUAAAAUGAUCGAGAAUAUUUUGUGGUAUUGCUUGUCGCAACCUUACUCAGGUGACGACACCCAAUAUGUCACGAUUAUAAGGUCCGGAAUGCAAGCGUUAUCUAAUUUGAUAACGGGGAACACUUCCAUUCAAGAAUCUAUUUGGUCAGAUUUUAUGAGUAGAAGUGAAUCCAAUAAUCUUUUAAG